Molecule: messenger RNA, 3614 nt
Organism: Onychomys torridus (southern grasshopper mouse)
Lineage: Eukaryota; Metazoa; Chordata; Mammalia; Rodentia; Cricetidae
Gene: Kifc3
Product: kinesin family member C3
Exons: 21
Coding region: 208-3033 (941 amino acids)
Biological process (GO): microtubule-based movement
Molecular function (GO): ATP binding; microtubule motor activity; microtubule binding
Source: RefSeq, a predicted model, not a curated record
ACGUGUGUGUAUGUGCUUGACCUCGUGUGCAAGAGCAUGUGUGAGUGUGCUAGAAUGAGAAAAUGUAUUCUUAAGAUGUGAGUCUGUGUGCCGGAUGUGUGCGAAUCUUAGCUGGAGUGCGUGAAACUUCUGCCCCUGGGUUAGGGGCGGAGUGCAAACCAUUUAAGGGCUGCCCGGCACCCAGAAGAGGCUGCUGAGCCCCGGGCCAUGGUCCCCUCUCGCAGGACGUGGAACUUGGGAGCCACGCCUUCACUGCGGGGCCUGUGGAGAGUGGGCCGGGUCCAGGAGCCCAAGCCUGGGAUGGCUCGCCCCGCCCCAGCCAGCCCAGCCGCCCGCCCUUUCCCACACACCGGCCAGGGGAGAUCGAGAACUGGGCGUGGAAAGGACACCCUAACUGGUGGUGAGGAAGACUCCAGCACCCGAACUGCAGCUCGCCCGUCCCUGGCACAGUGUCGGGCCCUCAGUGUAGACUGGCCUGGCCCAAGGAGUCCACAUAGACUCUACCUGACAGUUCAGCAGGCCCUGCAGGACAAGGGGUCCGAGAGCAAGAGUCAGGGGACUAAAGAAGACAAGCUCCUGAAGAGGCAGGCGCCGGCCCCCAGGCGGGACCGGGAGGCCCCAGAAGCUGGUGGCGCCGUGAAUGUAGAAAACACAGGUAAAGGAGGUGGGCGGCUCUUUGGCAUCGGGAGGUGCUCAAGCCUGUCGGGGUCACCAGGCCCAGACCCCGUGGUACAUAGGACGGUGGAGGCCAUGUCCCAGCUUCAGGAGGAGCUGGUGGUCCUUCGGGAAAGGCUGGCCCUCCAUGACAGUGACCGGCAAGCCACAACUGCCCAACUGCAGAACCAGGUGGAGCAUCUAAAGGAAAAGCUCAUUAGCCAGGCCCAGGAAGUGAGCCGACUUCGAUCCGAACUGGGAGGCACGGACGCCGAGAAGCACCGUGACAGGCUGAUGGUGGAGAACGAGCAGCUGAGGCGGGAGCUGAGGCGCUGUGAGGUCGAGCUGCAGGAGCUUCGGGCACAGCCAGCGGUGCCCUGCGAGGGCUGCGAACACAGCCAGGAGAGCACCCAGCUCCGUGACAAGCUGUCCCAGCUGCAGCUGGAAGUGGCUGAGAACAAAGGCAUGCUGUCGGAGCUGAACCUGGAGGUGCAGCAGAAGACGGACCGGCUGGCAGAGGUGGAGCUCCGUCUCAAGGACUGCCUGGCUGAGAAAGCACAGGAGGAGGAGCGGCUCAGCCGGCGCCUGCGUGACAGCCACGAGACCAUCGCCAGUCUGAGGGCCCAGGCCCCGCCGGUUAAGUACGUCAUCAAGACAGUGGAGGUGGAGUCAUCCAAGACCAAGCAGGCCCUCAGCGAGUCCCAGACCCGAAACCAGCACCUGCAGGAGCAGGUGGCCAUGCAGCGGCAGGUGCUUAAGGAGAUGGAGCAGCAGCUGCAGAACUCACAUCAGCUGACAGUGCAGCUGCGGGCUCAGAUCGCCAUGUAUGAGGCAGAGCUGGAGCGGGCACACGGGCAGAUGCUGGAGGAGAUGCAGUCCCUGGAGGAAGAUAAGAACCGGGCCAUUGAGGAGGCCUUUGCACGGGCCCAGGUGGAGAUGAAGGCAGUCCAUGAGAACCUGGCAGGUGUCAGGACUAACCUGCUAACGCUGCAGCCUGCACUGAGGACCCUCACCAAUGACUAUAAUGGGCUCAAGCGGCAGGUUCGGGGCUUCCCCUUGCUGCUGCAGGAGGCUCUCAGGAGUGUCAAAGCUGAGAUUGGCCAGGCCAUUGAGGAGGUGAACAGCAACAACCAGGAGCUUCUGCGCAAGUACCGCCGGGAACUGCAGCUGCGCAAGAAAUGCCACAAUGAGCUGGUGCGGCUGAAGGGAAACAUCCGGGUGAUUGCACGAGUCCGGCCAGUCACCAAGGAGGAUGGGGAGGGGCCGGAGGCAACCAACGCUGUGACCUUUGACCCGGAUGAUGACUCCAUCAUCCACCUGCUGCACAAGGGCAAGCCUGUGUCCUUCGAGCUGGACAAGGUCUUCUCCCCAUGGGCCUCACAGCAGGAUGUGUUCCAAGAGGUGCAGGCCCUCAUUACCUCCUGCAUUGAUGGCUUCAACGUCUGCAUCUUUGCUUACGGCCAGACAGGUGCCGGCAAGACAUACACAAUGGAGGGGACCCCCGAGAAUCCAGGCAUUAAUCAGCGGGCCCUGCAGCUGCUCUUCUCUGAGGUGCGGGAGAAGGCAUCUGACUGGCAGUAUGACAUCACCGUCAGCGCGGCUGAGAUUUACAAUGAGGUCCUCAGAGACCUACUGGGGAAAGAGCCUCAGGAGAAGCUGGAGAUCCGACUGUGCCCAGAUGGCAGUGGGCAACUCUAUGUGCCGGGGCUGACGGAGUUCCGGGUGCAGAGUGUGGAUGACAUCAACAAGGUGUUUGAGUUUGGCUAUAACAACCGUACCACAGAGUUCACCAACCUGAAUGAACACAGCUCCCGUUCACACGCUCUGCUCAUCGUGACAGUGCGUGGUGUGGACUGCAGCACAGGCCUCCGCACCACGGGGAAGCUAAACCUGGUGGACCUGGCUGGUUCGGAGCGUGUGGGCAAGUCAGGGGCUGAAGGCCACCGUCUUCGGGAGGCACAGCACAUCAACAGGUCACUGUCUGCCCUGGGGGAUGUUAUUGCGGCCCUGCGUUCCCGACAGGGCCAUGUGCCCUUCCGAAACUCCAAGCUCACCUAUCUGCUGCAAGACUCUCUCAGUGGUGACAGCAAGACUCUCAUGGUAGUGCAGGUGUCCCCAGUGGAGAAGAACACCAGCGAGACCCUGUACUCCCUCAAGUUUGCUGAAAGGGUUCGCUCCGUGGAAUUGGGCCCUGGGUCCCGCCGCACAGAGUUGGGUUCUUGGUCAAGCCAGGAGCAUCUGGAGUGGGAGCCAGCUUGCCAGACACCGCAGCCAACAGCACGAGCCCACUCCGCCCCCGGCUCAGGGACCAACAGCCGCCCGGGCUCCAUCCGAAGGAAGCUGCAGCCAUCGGGGAAGUUGAGACCAGUGCCUGUGUGAGGAUGUGUCAUGCUGCCAGGCCUGGAGCCCGGGCUGGCUCCUGCUGUAACACCUACUACCAUGACCGCAGGAGAUGGAGGCCCGUGUGGAGGCUCUCCUGCCCUGCCUGUCCUCAGAGAUGAGAAACAUGUUCAGAAGGAAGCGAGUCUCUGUGUGGCUCUAGGCACCCAGGCAUGGGCUUCUGGAAGGGUAGGGAUGGCCCUCUGCCUGGGAGGCCGAGGCCAUGGAAGUCCAUCCCUUGCAGGGGAGGGUGGCCCCUACUAGUGGGGAAGGCUGAGGAACCGGCUGGGGGUUGGGGAGAGCAAGAGCAUCUCUGCUUACCCUCCUGAGGAGGGGGUCCCUCACUGGAGUGUGUAUAUAAUGUUCCUAGGUGUAUAGAGGAGCCCUCACCCUGUGGGGUCUGGGCUGUAUUUAUGGCUGGCAGAGGCCAGUGGACAGGGCUGGGUCCUGCUCAUCUGCCUGACACCAGGCACUCUCCCUGCCCACUGAUUCUCAACACGUUCCUCUCCCCGAAUCCUAUUUAAGAACUUUUGGAAGCUUAGCCAUUUUUACUUAUUAAAAUGAAUGUCUUUUUGCACAAG